Molecule: messenger RNA, 1260 nt
Organism: Phytomonas sp. EM1
Lineage: Eukaryota; Euglenozoa; Kinetoplastea; Trypanosomatida; Trypanosomatidae
Source: the annotation of a GenBank genome assembly
AUGAGUUCCAUACUAAAAGACGUCACAAACAGCCAUCUAAACGCCGUGACACGGCAUUCAGCAUCACCUAGUCAACGAGAGAAGCCAGAAAAGACUAUUCCAGAUUCCUCACUGUUCGUGUUGCCCCUAGCGCAGCCUCACAUUGUGGUAAAGGAAAAGACUGUCGUAAUUCCCAUUCCUCCAGAGGAAGCAUCAACCGAAUUGAAGAGGAUUCACGAGUGCCUUUUACGGCUGUUUCGGGGCAUGUCAGCCUGGAUGGCUAUGCACGAGUCCAUGUCUAAAACGGAGUUAGAGACUGUGAAGCAGAAAAUUCAAGAAGUGGAAUCUCUGUUUGGUCAGACCCGUGCACUCCAUGCCAUUCAUGAUCAGUUUGGGACCCAAAAAGAGCUGCCACAUCAUGGCUCCGGCGGCGAAAAGUCAGCCGAGGACCUGAUCUCAACCGAGGCGGGUUCGGUGGAUCGCCCGUCCUCGAUCUUCGCGCCUCCAGAGCCGCAGGACUCGCAACUGGUGAGGCCGCCCUCCGUUCAGCUCCCCACAGCCCCGCAGCCCGACACGAUGCGGCUUUCCCUCUUCGGAUCGAACCGAACGGCGGCGGGGAGCCCCCCUCUUCGGCGGCGUCCCGUCUCUGCGGGCAAAUUUUCCCUCGGCCGCCUUUCCUGGCCGCCGAAGGAGCGCUGUUGGGUUGCCAUCGUGGAGUUCAAGCGGCAGCGCAUGAAGCGGUGCGUCUCGGAGCGGCUUCUGGAUCCCGGCACCUACGUCAUCGUCCCGGGCGACCGCGGCUACGACUGCGGGCUCGUCGUGCAGUGCGGGGUGUGGGACCCCGCGAUGGACGGCUUCGACGCCGCGACGCUGCGGACGAUGGAGGCGAGCCCCCUCCCCCUCACCCGGAUGCGCGGCGAGGUUGUCCCCGUGAUGCGAGAGGCCACCACCGAGGAGGUGCAUCAGCUCUACGGCGACCAGGCGAGCAAGGAGCGACUGGCGCUCAAGACCUGCCGCGAGCUGGUGCUGAAGCUUGGGCUGGAGAUGACCGUCGUCGACUGCGAGUACCAGUUCGAUGGGACGAAAAUCAGCUUCUACUUCGAGGCCGACCGAUCCAUCGAUUUUCGGGACCUCAACCGGGAGUUGUUCCGAAUCUUUAAUGCUCGGAUUUGGAUGGAGAAUGUCAACAACGGGGUGAAGAAUGUGAUCCCAGAGGGUGCCAUAUCAAAAAGUGAUAAGAUUCAAUUCCAAUGCAGCGGAUUGCGACUCCCUCCUCAUUAA